Molecule: messenger RNA, 978 nt
Organism: Physeter macrocephalus (sperm whale)
Lineage: Eukaryota; Metazoa; Chordata; Mammalia; Artiodactyla; Physeteridae
Gene: CIMIP6
Product: ciliary microtubule inner protein 6
Exons: 5
Coding region: 64-939 (291 amino acids)
Source: RefSeq, a predicted model, not a curated record
AGGGCUUACUCCCUGGUCUUCCCGUGAGGCUCCUCAUUGCCUCGUGGCAGGCCGUAGGAGCCCAUGGAGGGAAAGGAGGAUAAGCAGCAACAGCAUAAAAUAGAAGAUGCUGGUAUACUGUAUAUAACGGAAAAAAAAGAAGAAACGAAACAUGAAAAAAAGCCUGGAAAAAGUAUUCAGCAUUCAAAACCAUGUAUUGGGAGAGGACAUGUAUAUUAUGCUAAAUUCAUUAACACAAAUGUAAGAACAUGCAACGAACCAGUUCCCUACAUAGAUCCCAAAAACGAGCCAGAUGAUCAGGGUGACUGGUGGUCACAUGGUAAAGUACUGGAAAAUCCCUUCCAACCACCUUAUGACACUAAGAGCACCCAGAGGAGUGACUUUAAAAAACCAACAUGUCCAUUUGUUUCUCCAGUCAAAUACAGCAAGUUGCAAAAGCCUUCUUAUGGAAUAGUUCCACUUGCUUCUCCUGAUGCAUCAGCAGAACUCCGAAAGAAUUUUAUAGAACGCAUCUCUUUUUCACAUCAAUAUGAUGCCAGGAAAACACCCAAUGAGCCCAUCCGGGGAAAGCGACAUGGAGUUUUUGUGCAGACAGAGAUAAAACCAGGGAGUAGGCCAACAGUUCCUAAGAGAACAGAGGUAUUACUGAAUGCUCCAGGGUCAUGCUCAUCAGAACAGUCCAAAAAAACAGAGAAAGGAAACUCAGCGGAAAGCAAAAUGAUCUCACCCGGUCUCUGCCGACAAAAUUCCCAGGAGUUGUUAGAGACUAAAACUCACUUAUCAGAAACAGACGUCAGAGAGGCAGCCAACACACGUCCCAGAAGUCUUGAGAGAAGGGAGAAGAUUGCAGACAUCUUUCAAAUAACUGCAGUAAAUGCUCUUCUCACCAGGCAUGAUUCUUUAAGUCCACCAAUAAAAAGUCAGGAUAAAUCAGGAUAAACUACCUUCUUCAAAUAAAAACAUAGUCCUUAGAAUGUA